Molecule: messenger RNA, 4218 nt
Organism: Uncinocarpus reesii 1704
Lineage: Eukaryota; Fungi; Ascomycota; Eurotiomycetes; Onygenales; Onygenaceae
Product: pre-mRNA splicing factor CLF1
Exons: 5
Coding region: 1-4218 (1405 amino acids)
Biological process (GO): mRNA splicing, via spliceosome; spliceosomal complex assembly
Cellular component (GO): precatalytic spliceosome; Prp19 complex; U2-type catalytic step 2 spliceosome
Molecular function (GO): protein binding
Source: RefSeq, a predicted model, not a curated record
AUGGAGUCGUCACGGGGCCCGCCACGGGUCAAAAACAAGGCUCCAGCGCCGCAACAAAUUUCAGCAGAACAGCUUCUCCGUGAAGCUGUGGAUCGCCAGGAACCGGGUUUGCAAGCUCCGACGCAGCGAUUUGCUGAUCUUGAAGAACUCCAUGAAUAUCAGGGCAGGAAAAGGAAGGAAUUCGAGGAUUAUGUACGGAGAAAUAGGAUUAACAUGAACAACUGGAUGCGCUAUGCGCAAUGGGAAUUGGAACAAAAGGAAUUUCGUCGGGCGCGAUCGAUAUUCGAACGCGCAUUAGAUGUGGAUUCCACAUCUGUGGUGCUAUGGAUUCGGUAUAUCGAAGCGGAGAUGAAAUCGCGAAAUAUCAAUCAUGCAAGAAACCUCCUUGAUCGGGCUGUGACUAUUCUUCCCCGAGUGGAUAAGCUCUGGUACAAAUAUGUAUACAUGGAAGAAAUGCUGGGAAAUAUUGCAGGUGCCCGGCAAGUAUGUGAAAGAUGGAUGUCGUGGGAACCUGAUGAAGGGGCCUGGAGUGCAUAUAUAAAACUCGAAAAGCGCUACAAUGAAUUCGAUAGAGCGCGGGCUGUUUUUGAGCGCUUCACCACUGUGCACCCUGAGCCCAGGAACUGGAUCAAAUGGGUCCGUUUUGAAGAAGAAAAUGGCACAAGCGAGCUUGUGAGGGAGGUGUUUGGUUUGGCCAUUGAAACCCUAGGCGAUGAUUUCAUGGAUGAGAAAUUGUUUAUUUCGUAUGCACGAUAUGAAACCAAAUUGAAAGAAUACGAACGUGCAAGAGCCAUAUAUAAAUAUGCCCUUGACAGGCUACCGCGCUCGAAAUCGAUUGCUCUGCACAAAGCUUACACAACAUUUGAAAAGCAAUUUGGUGAUCAAGCAGGCGUUGAAGAUGUGAUUCUUUCAAAACGAAGGGUUCAAUAUGAGGAGCAAGUGAAGGAAAACCCUAAAAACUAUGAUACCUGGUUCGAUUAUAUUCGAUUGGAAGAAACGUCUGGGAAUGUCGACCGAAUCCGGGAUCUUUAUGAACGAGCGAUUGCGCAAGUCCCACCAUCUCAGGAAAAGCGUCACUGGCGCCGAUAUAUCUAUCUGUGGAUAUUCUACGCUCUGUGGGAGGAAAUGGAAAACCGAGAUUUUGGACGGACUCGCCAAAUAUACCAAGAGUGUUUGAAGUUGAUUCCGCACAAGAAGUUCACUUUCGCCAAAAUCUGGCUUCUAAAAGCCCAAUUCGAAAUUCGACAAAUGGACAUCUCUGCGGCGAGGAAAACUCUUGGUCAUGCUGUCGGAGCUUGCCCGAAGGAUAAGUUGUUCAGGGGCUAUAUCGACUUAGAACGACAGCUGUUUGAAUUCGUACGGUGUCGAACACUCUUCCAAAAGCAAAUCCAGUGGAACCCGUCUCAAACGCAAGCUUGGAUAAAAUUUGCCGAGUUAGAGAGAGGAUUAGACGAUCUCGAUCAUUUCGAGGAAUACGAAGGCGAGUAUGACCGCACUCGAAAACUUUAUGAACGUUUACUUGAAAAGACAGACCAUGUCAAAGUCUGGAUCAACUAUGCGCGGUUUGAAAUCAACAUCCCGGAAAAUGAAGACGAAGAAGACGAGGAGAAGCCUGUCAGUGAAGAAGCAAAGUCGCGGGCUAGAAAGAUUUUCGAACGAGCGCAUCAAGUGAUGAAAGAGAAGGAGUUGAAGGAAGAUAGGGUGGCAUUGCUCAAUGCAUGGAAAUCUUUCGAGCACACUCAUGGCACACCAGCAGAUAUCGCAGCUGUCGAGAAACAAAUGCCGCGAAAGAUCAAAAAGAGACGCAAGCUCGAAGAAGACCGUUACGAGGAAUAUAUGGACUAUGUUUUCCCCGCCGACGAUGAGUCGACAGCAAGCCUAUCCAAGCUUUUGCAGAAGGCAUAUCAAUGGAAGCAGGACCAGGCGUAUGAACGAGGGGCAGAGGAGGAGCCAACCCCCUGGGGCGUUAGUCGGUUUCGGGCUUGUACCCUCCUUGCGGCGCCCGUUCGGACGAAGACCAAUGCGAUGGGACUCCCCAAACCGCCAUCCAGCCUUGAGGGCCAUUGCUCUAUAGUUUUCAACAAUACGCUCUAUGUUUAUACCCCUACAACUUUUAUGUCCCUACCGUUGGCACGAAAUGCCAGCUGGAGCAAGCUUCCAAUGGGCCAGUCGGUGGAGGGCGCUGCGUGUGUAAAGGGAAGUGCUGAUGGCGACCCCAAUAACCUCGCUCUUUAUCUUGUAGGCGGAAAGAGUAUGGCUCCCGAUUACCUUGGCCUUCAGCGAUACUCGUUUUUGGAUCAGAAGUGGGAGACCAUCUUGCCGGACACCAACGAUAUUCAAAAUCGUAUUGACCAUGCAUCGAUUUAUCUCAACGCCUCUGCUUCUCUUCUGGUGUACGCCGGAUCGCAGAAUGGAGAAACGAACCCAUCGACGCAAUCCUUCACGGUCUCCGUCACACCGCCAUAUCGCGUGCAGUCCUUUAACUCCUAUGUCCCCCCGGCGUUUCGUCCAAUCCUAUUACCCUGGAGCGAAGAUAAUGCUCUUAUGAUUGGUGGCUCCUCGCAAAAUACAAAGGCGUUUGCAUUCAGCGCCGCUCAAGGAUGGCAUGAUACAGGUGCUACUCUGGCCAAUCCUCUACCCGAAAUAUCCAAAGUACAGUGUGCAAUUCUUUUCGGUGCUGAUGGUAGCAGAAUCUUGGAAGUAUUCGAUAUGAGUAUAUCACCAAACUCAGUUAGCAGAUAUGCCAUGUUGAUGGCCGGAGGGGCCCCAGUCUCCCCUGCCCAACAGAUUGAGACUCGCCACAAUUUGAGCGCCAGGAAAAAAUCCACAAUUAGACGCCAAAAGCGAGGUGAUCCUCUCGACGCUCCUUCUAGUGAUAAUUUUACCCCUACGGCAACUCGCAAUGGGUUCUCACUCGCUCAAGAUGUGAAUUCGGGGCUAGUUGUGAUCUCUGGAGGGAAUCCAGAGGAGCCCUUGGCAAUAUUCAAUCAGUCUGCAAACAGUUGGGUCGACACCGAUGAAUUUUUUGCUCGAAGUACCAGCGUUGUUUCAUCUACAAGCACUCCGUUACCGUCACGCACUCUUGAUGUGCCCACGAACAAUAUAUCUACCACAUUGCCAGCAGAGACAUCUUCUACCCUCCAGUCAAACAACGACGACAGUUCAGGCAAGCGGACCUUGACCAUGAUCGGUGCAACACUAGGUGCACUUCUGGGCAUAGCUGCACUUCUGAUCGUCAUUUUAUUAUUACUUGGAUGGAGGAAGCGCAAAAACAAACGUGCAAAGCCCGAGAUAAACAACCGACUCUCGAAUGAUUCCAAUUUUGGUUUUCAUGAUCAGGGCAUGCAGCCCUUGACUCGUAACGUCCAGCCCAUGGCCCGAGGCCCCGUUCCAUCUGCACAUUCGUGGGCCAUGGUGACCGGCGAAGCAGGCGGGAGUUCUUCCAGGUCGCUCUUCACAUCGUUUACCGAAGUGCCUCCUGGAGACCUUAACAAAAAGCGGGACCCGUUGCAAACUAUCGAAACAGGCCAACCUCAUUCAAGUUCAGUAUCGAAACCCGAAGUUACAGGGGUAGCGAAAUCCACUAAUCACGAUCUCCGGUGUGAUCGGUUUACAGAUGAAGACUGGACUAAAUAUUUCUAUGGAAACCGUCCUAGCAAUGGACGAAACGAUGACGCGCUGCGAUCAACAGUUUCUUCCCAAGACACCAAGUCCGAUUAUCGAGAAAAUUCCUGGCCACACCCCCCCAAUGGACAGCCAUCUUUAAGUAUUGGGACGGUAGGACAUACUCAACCUUUGGGUGUUGUGACAUCUGGAAGCCCUAGCACGGAGCAUGUCCCAGAAUUUGAGACUUAUAUCGCCCAGCACGGCUUGAAGGCGAAAAUCUCGAGCGGAGACUCCAUUAGCAUUGCCUCGGAUGAAUCCUACGAUGAUAAGGCUGACAUGUCCUCAUCCCACAUGCCCCAUAAUACCGGUGAUGGUUUCAAUAUGAUCUCUCUCAGAACAUCGUUCGGGGAUAACAGAGUUGCAAGCAGCACUUAUUCUGCUAGUUUGUAUCAACCAAACGACUCAAACUCGUUUGUACUGUCAGGGGAACAGGACCGCCCACCAACGCUGUGGCCGCGCGACUCACCAAGGCUAAAACCUUCGGACCAACAAACACCUGGCGCCCAGCUGAGUUCUGAUAUAAGUUGGCUCAAUCUUGGCAAGCAUAAAUAA